AUGGACAGAGCAGGAGCGGGGAGGCGGGCUUUGAGGUUGCCAGGGCGACGCCUCGGAAGCGUUCCCUUUUUGGUCCGACUCGCUGCCGGUGCCAUAGCGGAAAAACACCAACCAAACCCAGGCGAGAGUCUCGUCUCUGCGGCAGCGAGAUCCGUUUCGUGGUCCGCCCUCUGUCGGAGAGGAGGAGGCGCUGCCGCUCUCAUUUUGAGAAAGGAAAAAGGGGGAAAGACUAGCAAAUUGGAGCUUGAGAGUUUUGGCUGCGUAUGGUACACAUGGCAGCAGAAUAGUAAAGGGUGAGGUCAGAGGAAAAUGAAAGUAAUACGUUAUUAGCAGUGAAAUACACUAAGUUGAGGCAGUGGCCAUGGGCAAAGCAGUGUUGGCGAUGGCAUACAUGUUUAUUUUAUUGAUUUAAUGAAAUUUAUAUACUGCUUGAUUGCAGUAAAACCACUAAGCUGUUUACGAUAAAUAUUAAAAGCAUCAAUAAAAACAGUUAAAGGUCAUUAAAACCAACAGUGAAAACUAUCAAGGCACAUCAGCACCUACAUGAUAGGCUUUCCGAAACAAAAAUGUUUUCAAGCAGACACCGAAAGGAGUACAGAAAUCAAUAGGCAGGAAGUUCCAAAGUUUAGGUGUCACCACAUUAAGAGAUUUUGUUACAGCUGUGGAAAGUGAUGUUCUCGUUUUGUAUUUUUCUGCUGUGAAUCUCCCUGGGAUCGUUGGGUGAAAAGUGGUAUACAAAUUAAAUAAAUGCUAAGAAUAAGCAUUAUGAGGCAUCACACCAAUAAUGGCACCAGUUCGGCAGGUUUAAGCAAGUGAGUGGGUGAACAGGCAAUCCUGCAGAUAUAUCCUGGCAUGUGUAAGCUAGUGUGAUUAAAAUGUCAUUAUUCCUAUUCAAAUCAUUUGUUAAUAGAAUUAGACCUCUAAAUAAAUGUGCUACUCUUUAAGGUGCCACAAGAGUCUUUGGUCUUGAUAAAUUAUGUGGCUGCACAUUGCAGUCUUCCCUUGUUUGUGCAUAACCAUCUCCAAUCCACAAAAGCUUAUGCAAUAAUACAUUUGUUAGUAUUUUAAGAUUCUACAAUAUUCUUUUGUGGUGUUUGCUGCAACAAACUAACCCAGCUUCCCCUCUGAUUGGCAGUAGAGAAACAGAUGGAGCCGCUAGAGCUUUCAGCCUUUGUACUCUCACUUGGAGUAAAUGUGCGCAGGACAGGGCUGCACACAGCACCAUAACUUGGUGGUAGAGAAGAUGGUUUACAUGCAAAAGGUCCCAGCUCUAAUCCCUGGACUCUGCCUGAAACUUGCAGUCAGUGUUGGCAACAUUGAGCUAGCUGGACCAAUGGUCUGACUUAGUGUAAGGCAGUUUCUGACAUUUCCAAUUUCUCAGGAAGUUCUGUUGAAAUCAGUGGUGAUGUAUUAUGAAAGGCUGUGAAAAGGAUGCUGCCAACCUCUGUAUAGCUCUUUUGGUAGAGCAUGAGAUUCUGCACCUGUUGAAUUUUUGCAAAUCACGCAACUGUUAAAAGCGCACACAAAAAAUGUCUUUUAAGAAAAAACACACAAGACUAGUUCUUUCUGCACUUACUUGCUAGGAAGAAUCACUGAUCUCUGCAAGAUUUACUUCUGAGAAACAUGUAUCUGACAGGGCUAUUACUAUGGAGAAAACCUCAUUCGACUCCGAAAUAACUGAGCAACCAGGGCUGAAUCUACACACAUAUAUAAAACGCU
Molecule: messenger RNA, 1719 nt
Organism: Podarcis lilfordi (Lilford's wall lizard)
Lineage: Eukaryota; Metazoa; Chordata; Lepidosauria; Squamata; Lacertidae
Source: the annotation of a GenBank genome assembly